Mustela erminea (ermine) is the source of this 1560-nucleotide messenger RNA. RefSeq lists its product as uncharacterized. The coding region runs from base 1 to 1560 and encodes 519 amino acids. The record is from RefSeq and is a predicted model, not a curated record. The transcript is spliced from 5 exons. Gene Ontology annotation, molecular function: nucleic acid binding. Gene Ontology annotation, biological process: virion assembly. NCBI's taxonomy places the organism in Eukaryota, Metazoa, Chordata, Mammalia, Carnivora, Mustelidae.
AUGGCACCAGCACCAAACCCCAUAGGGGAACCAAAUCCUGACCCUUCGCCAUCUCCAAUCGCAGGCAGAAUUAGAGGCCGACAAAGACCAGAGCAAGAAGAAGCUUCCGGGCUCUUUCCAUUGCGCCAAGGGAGGGAACCCGGAAACCUCCAAUAUUGGCCCUUUUCUGCAUCUGAUCUAUAUAACUGGAAGUCUCAUAACCCUUCCUUUUCACAGGACCCCGUGGCCCUAACCGCCUUAAUUGAAUCUAUCUUAGUUACCCAUCAGCCUACCUGGGAUGAUUGUCAGCAGCUCUUGCAGGCUCUCCUCACCACAGAGGAGAGACAAAAGGUUUUUCUAGAGGCCAGAAAGAAUGUCCCAGGGGACGACGGAAGGGUCACACAACUUCCUAAUGAGAUAGAUGCUGCCUUCCCUCUGACUCGCCCUGACUGGGACUUCAAUAUGGCUGCAGGUAGGACUCACCUACGUCUUUACCGCCAGUUACUCAUAGCAGGCCUCCAUAAUGCGGGACGUCGCCCCACUAAUUUGGCCCAGGUAAGACAAGUGACUCAAGGUAAGGAGGAGUCUCCAACCGCCUUCUUAGAAAGGCUUAAAGAAGCCUAUCGUAGGUAUACGCCUUUUGACCCAGAUAGUGAUGAACAGAGAGGGAAUGUCUCCAUGACAUUCAUCUGGCAGUCGGCUCCAGAUAUUAGAAACAAGUUACAGCGUUUAGAGAACCUCCAAGAUUUCUCCUUGCAGGAUUUAUUAAAGGAGGCAGAAAAGAUUUUUAAUAAGAGAGAAACCCAGGAAGAAAGAGAGGAACGACUUAGGAAGUUGCAGGAGGAAAAAAGGUUUAAGAACAGCCCAACGCUGUUCGAUGAGGCUCUUCACCAGGACUUAGCCGACUUCCGGGUAAGGCACCCCUCUCUGAUCCUGCUUCAAUACGUUGAUGACAUCCUGCUAGCAGCCACCAAUGAAGAGGACUGCCGUACAGACAGGAUCCAGUACGGGCCUAUAGUGACUCUUAACCCUGCAACCUUGCUGCCCACCCCCGGAGAGACGCCGCCAUUACAUGACUGUCACCAGAUCCUUGCUGAGGUGCAAGGAACACGACCCGACCUGACUGAUCAGCCCAUCAAGGAUGCAGAUCUAACCUGGUACACGGAUGGCAGCAGCUAUCUGCAAGACGGGAAGCGACGGGCAGGGGCUGCCAUCACAACUGACUCUCAGCUUGCCCACCUGCAAGCUCUGCAGCUGGUGCAACAGGAAAUCUGGAAACCCCUAGCAGCUGCCUACAAGGAGAAACUUGACGUCCCACUACGGCCACAUCCCUAUAAAAUAGGGGACACCGUUUGGGUUCGCAGACAUCAGGCCACAAACCUUGAACCCCGUUGGAAAGGACCCCACAUAGUGCUCCUGACGACACCCACAGCACUGAAAGUCGACGGGAUUGCAGCCUGGAUCCACGCCUCCCACGUGAAAGCAGCGCACCCAGAAGAACACACCGAACCCCUUCAAGAUUCGGAAUGGACCAUCCAACGCUCCCCAAAUCCUCUAAAGAUAAGACUCAUGCGCCGUUAA